Messenger RNA from Mucor velutinosus, 2964 nucleotides. It is a transcript of the gene PRE8, whose product is annotated as Proteasome subunit alpha type-2. The record is from RefSeq and is a predicted model, not a curated record. Gene Ontology annotation, biological process: protein localization to nuclear inner membrane; transcription-dependent tethering of RNA polymerase II gene DNA at nuclear periphery; protein import into nucleus. Bases 1 to 2964 code for a protein of 987 amino acids. Gene Ontology annotation, molecular function: structural constituent of nuclear pore. NCBI's taxonomy places the organism in Eukaryota, Fungi, Mucoromycota, Mucoromycetes, Mucorales, Mucoraceae. The transcript is spliced from 7 exons. Gene Ontology annotation, cellular component: nuclear pore inner ring; nuclear pore.
AUGGAGAAGACUUUUGCAUCUCAACUAAACCCACUACUCACUGAAUUCAGCCAAAAAGUCGAUGAUUGCAAGCAGAAUGAUGGUACACAUGUGGAUUUCGACCUGUAUUUGCAAGAGUCCACUCCUUUGCAAUACUGUACAGACAACGAAAAUGCAUUCUACAAAAGCGCACACGUAGACUUUCCAGAGGAAAUUGCCAGGCAAAUUGAACAGCCUCGCAGUGACUACAAUCUUGGGUUUCUAAAAGCUAUCAAUCAUGUCUGGUUGGCAAGAGGAUCAUCGUUGUUUCUAUGGGACUUUAGUAAGAAGAAUUCUAAAGUAUUCAGAUACGACACCACCCAAGCCAUUGAACAUGUCGAUAUUGCAACAUUCACAACACACCACGAGCUGGUUGUCACUACUCGAAACCACAUCUACCUCCACACCAUUUCACCAGGCCAAGACAACAUACAGCUAUCGCAGGGUGUGGCAGUGGAUUCAGAGGGUGUUGUCAUGUCAAAUUUCGUUACAGCAAAGGAAUUAAGACGAGUCUUUAUGAAGGGCGAUGAUGGACAUUUGUACGAAUUGCAUCUUGUAUGGACAGACAACACACCAAAAAAUGGAAGUCUUAGCUGUCUUACCAUGAACCCAAUACUGCGCUAUUUGACCAUGUUCUUCAAAUCUCCACCUGUGGCCAGUGUGAAAUCUCUGGUAUUGGAUGAAGCAGGGGAAUUGCUGUACAUGCUGCUGUCAGAUUCCAGCAUCCAUGUUGCUCAGAUUCGUGGCACCACCUACUCGUUAUUGAAGCGCUACGAGAGCCAACACUUGGAAUCAAUUCACCUUGUUCAAGAUACCAAAAAGCCUUGUCUCAUGGCAGUUGCAAACAACGGCGACAGACUGUUUUUACAGAAUGAAAGUCUAGAUAUCCAGCUCAUAUUUACCCGACCAGCACCACCCUUGCCCGGAUCCAUUUUAUUCAACAACUUGACCGAUCAACAUGCUGACUUGGCUUAUUAUCAGCAAGGCGUUUUUGCUACUGUCUUGGCCAAAUCAGAAAAGAAGUACUUUGUGUUGACCAACACAAGCGUCGCAUCGGUCAAGGAAUCAAAGCCUGUGUUGGUGGAGGAUUUCUAUUAUGAAAAGCUGGACGACAAAGUGUGGUCUAUCAUGGAAGGAGGAAAAGCCAGACACACAAGAUUCAACAUGAAAUCGACAUUAGAGCCUAUGGAUACUUCAGAUCGCCAGAUUUCAGCAUUGACGAAACGAGGCAUCAUCCACUACAAUAAGCAACACAUUACAGAUUAUUUUCAACACGCAUUGCAAUCGCCUUCACCUGAACAUUUGAACAAGUUUGAAGAGCGUUAUGGUGCCAUUGAGACUGGUUAUAUAGCUCAUGUGUUGGCCUGUUCAGCAAAGCAAACUCCAUAUGUCAUUGACUUUAUUCGACAAUGCACAGUACGACAAGAAGGCCUGCUGCUCUAUUUUGCUCGCAUCGUUCAGGAUAUCUGGACGGUCGAUAUCAAAAAUGAAAAAGUCCCUAAAGAAAAGUUUCUGGUGGUUCAGGAACGCCUCCGAGCACUUGCCGAUGUAUAUCAACAAUACGACAUUCCAGCAGCAGAUGACAUGGAUCUUGUGUUGAAGACUAUGGAAUUCAUUUCGUUGAUAUGCUUUGCUAAUGAUUUAGAAUGGGAACAAAUUGUAGCAAGGUUUGACAAAAACUGGGUUGUCAGCAAGUUUAGUGAUGUCGUUACAACGGUGAAGGGCGCCAACUUGAUCCAGGAUAUUGUUUACAAGGCUAUAAAGACAUCGAAACUUGCAAAUGCUUCCAACAACUACAGCUUUAUCGGUAACUUUUUAAACAGCAAUUGCUCCAACCUCUUGGGCACAGAACAAGUGAUUUACUUUAAGGGUGUCGAAAAUUUAUAUGCUGCACAAAAUAAUACAGAUGCCAACGACAAGAAGCAGGCAUUGGCAUUAGCUAUUGGACAUUUCAAGAGCGUGGUCGGCAUUUGCGAUGCUCCUCGUAUUAAAGCGCUCGCACAAAAGUUCUGCGACUUGGGAGAUCACCAUUCUGCUGUCGAUCUUGCAUUUACAAGCUAUUCACAAGCAGGGUUGACACUCGAUCAACUUGAAGCAUUUGUGCUGCACAUUAUCAAGGAAGCCAUUGACACACAACACCAGCAACAUGCGAUUGAUGUGAUUGCCAGUGCACUGGAAAUGACGAGCAACCAAGACUAUCAUUAUCAUAUUUACGAAUGGCUUACCAACAAUGAACACAACCACAUCUUAACCUGUUUGCAAGCACCUACACUCUUUGACUUUAUUAACACACGCACGCUCGAUCCUCGUCAGCGACUGAUUCUUCUCGAGCUGUACUAUGCCCAUCGAAAUGAAAUUGCCAAAUCUGCCGAUGCUGUCUAUCAAUUAGCGACUGAAGCAGACCAAGUUGGAUUAUUACAACGCGUACAAGCAUUGAAGAAAGCUUGUGAAUAUUUACCUCAAGCCGCUGGGUUCAGCCAAGAGAAAUGUCAAGCUAUUCAACGCAAAUACAAAGUGGCACAAGUGCAAUAUGAGAUUUUCGAGUUACUGCAUGAGCAAAAGCACCCUGACAAGAAGGUACUUGAUAAUCUAAGCGCUCGACUUGUUCCUGAAUACGACUUGUUGCGAUGUGCUUAUACCCAAUCAUUGUACGAAGAAGGAUUGAGCUUGCUGGAUAUAUUGGAAGAGUAUAAUUGGGAUUUUGCACGACUUGCUUGGGAGAAUAUCAUUCAAUCAUCGAGUGCAGCUCAAGAACAAGUACAGUCGAAAUUAAAUGCCUUGGCCAAGAAAUUGUUCCCAUCCAUCUCAUCAUUCCCAGUGUAUAUCGUUUACCAGAUCUUGCAAGCACAGUGCACACAAUUUGGUGAUGAUUUUGCUGAAACAGCUCUAAUCAAGGCAGGCGUGCCCUCAGAAGUCGUAUCUGAUGCCAAGGCUGAAUUCAAGUAA